CACGUCGGCCGCGUUUACGGCACGCGUGACGUGUCUCCGUCAACACAACAAUGGCGGACGCCGCGGAGGAAGCUCUUCAGGGCAGCUGGGACCAGGAUCUCGCCGAGGCUCUGGACUCCGGCGGCUCCGACAUGGAGAUGGAGAGGAGCAUCGUGCAGGUCCAGGAGAACUCGGCCCAACACAGGGCCAAGAUGUGGAAGAUCGCUCUCAACGUCUCCGGCAAAGGAGACAGCUUGUCUCCCUGGGACGGCGUCCUGGAUUUACCGGAACAGACCCUCAUUCACCACCGCAGCCAACAGCUGAUCGACCAACUGGAGGUCUCGGAGGAGGAGAGGCGGGACCAGGUGUCCGACGUGGAGUCCGUCAUCAGCUUCUACUGCAAGUCCCGGAACAUCUCCUUCAGCCCGGAGACCAGCUGGCCGCACCUGCUGAAGCCGCUGCUGGGACUCCGGCUGCCCCGCAGCGACCUCUACAACUGCUUCUACGCCGUCAUGAACAAGCACAUCCCCAGGGACUGCGUACCGAACGGCCGACCCUUCCACCUGUACAGACUUCUGCUGCAGUACCACGAGCCGGAGCUCUGCAGCUUCCUGGACACCAAGAAGAUCACACCCGACUCCUACGCCAUCAACUGGAUGGGCAGUCUGUUUUCCAGCCACUGCCCCCCGGACGUCACCCAGGCCCUGUGGGACUGCUACCUCCGGCAGGCCGACCCCUUCCUCAUCUUCUUCCUCAUGCUCAUCAUCCUCGUCAACGCCAAAGAGGUCAUUCUUUCACAAGAAGGAGGCAGCAGAGAGGACAUCAUCAAAAUGCUGGAAGAGUCUCCUUCUCACCUGGAAGCGGAGGACGUCGAAGAUCUGUUCUCUCUGGCUCAGUAUUACCAGAGCAAAACCCCCCUGUCUCUCAGAAAGAUGAACCAGAAUCUGUUCGGCUGCAGCCUGGUGGCUCUGAAGGAGGAGGACACUGAUCUGAGUCAAGCGCUCUGUCUCCCUGUGUCCGUCCCCGACAUCCUGCAGGCCAACCAGCUGCAGCAGGACGGCGUGCGUUUCUUCGUGGUGGACUGUCGGCCUGCAGAGCAGUACAACGCCGGCCACCUGUCCACGGCCUUCCACCUGGACUCCGACCUGAUGCUCCAGAACCCGUCUGAGUUCGCCCUCUCCGUGAAGUCGCUGCUGGAGGCUCAGAAGCAGUCGUUGGAGUCCGGCUCCAUCGCCAGCGGGGAGCACCUGUGCUUCAUGGGCAGCGGGCGCGAGGAGGAGGACAUGUACAUGAACAUGGUGCUCGCCCACUUCCUGCAGAAAAACAAAGAGUACGUCAGCAUCGCCAAAGGAGGAUUCAUGGCUCUCCAGAAGCACCUGGUGGACAUGAACAUUGAGGGUCUGGACUCUUCGUACCUUCACUGGAUCGUCAGCACGUCUGGAUCCCACAGCAGCCUCAGCUCCACCGACGGCGACUCUCUGAGCCCCGGAGACGGAAAAGGGGUCAAAUCUCUGGUCAACAAAAUGACCUUCGCCCUCAAGUCCAAGUCCGUGAACGUCAAGGAGAAGAUGAUCAGCUUCAUCGAGAACACCUCCACCCCCGUAGACAGAAUGGCUUUCAAUCUGCCGUGGCCAGAGAAGGUGAUUCCAGAUCGACAUGUGAGCAGCAACGACCGAGUUGGCAAACCGUACCGAGGGGUGAAGCCCGUCUUCAGCAUCGGUGAUGAGGAGGAAUACGAUACAGAUGAGAUUGACAGCUCCUCCAUGUCGGACGAUGACAGGAAGGAGAUUGUCAGCGUCCAGACCUGGACCAACAAGCCAGACGUGAAGCAUCACAUCCCAUGCAACGAGGUGAAGGAAACCGGUCACAUGUUCCCCAGCCACUUGUUGAUCACAGCCACUCACAUGUACUGCCUGAGGGAGAUCGCCUCCAGGAAAGGCUUCGCCUACAUCCAGUCCAGACAAGCGCUGAACUCCGUGGUGAAGAUCACGUCCAAGAAGAAGCAUCCGGAGCUCAUCACCUUCAAGUUCGGCACCAACAACUCGUCCGGAGUGGAGAUCUCGGCGGUCGAGAGAUAUUUGAUACCCAACGCGGGCGACGCCACGAAGGUCAUAAAGCAGCAGAUCAUGAAGGUCCUGGACGCUCUGGAGAGCUCGUAAAGGGAGGCGGCGCGAGGCCGUCGCCGCGACACAAACUGUGAGGAGAAACCGGCUCUCUCCCUCGGCCGUCCUCCCCGCUGGACGGAGCCCGUGCGGUGUUGACUGGGAAGCCCCGUGUGUCUGUGUUUUGUUGGACGCUGUAGGACGAGGCACAGAAACACUCAUCCACCCAUUCUCUUGCAUUAAGUUACUAAUAUUAUUGGUUAUAACGUAUGUUUUUCCUCAUCAUAAAACAUCAACUCUCCUCUGGCCUUAAGGUGGCGUACCUGUUCAAUCGCCACAUGACUGACCUUCUGAUUUAAAGGGCCGGUACCAAUGUUCUGAAGUGUGUUUGUGUGAUAGGUGAGCAGCGAGAUGUUGUGCUGUGGACACCAGACUCCAUUCAUGAAACACUGGUUCAACCUCUCAGAGACUUUCAUGAAUCAUUAACUCCUUUAACACGUUAAAGUCACACACGGUUGUGCUCUGCGACGCAAAAUGACUCUUUGUGAAUGGAGUCUGGUGGCGUUCACUUGGACUGAGAGCUUCUUUUAGGAGGCUCGAAUACGUCCUCAGCAGAACUCCACGUUGCUUCAUCAGUGAACCUCUGGAGGAGGAGUUUAAACCGUCUCCUUUCUGACCCAUUUGUUGUCUUGUAAACAAAGCUGCUGCUCAGUCUCUUAGUUCACUCUCUGAUGUGUUUAAAGCAGAUGAUCAUGGUUCUGGUUAGGGAGUGGACACGGGUCAGCCAGCUCAAACAUUAACAUCCCCCCAAAAAAAACACAUAGCUGGCACACGAGUCUCACGUCUGGAACAUUCUGACCGGACGCUCCUUUUCUUUCUGCGAGACAUAUAAUAAUAAUAAUAACAAUAAUAACAAUAGUACAUGAACCUCCCUCACAGCGGUCUGGACUCCUUCAGUGUUGCAGCAGCCCGAGCGCCUCAGACUAAACAUGAGCCGAGGUGAGAUGAAUGAAAUGGUGUUUGUAACGAGGACGCUUUGCACCUCCUGAGCAUUUGUAAAAAGAUAGUCAUUCUAUAUAAAUAUAUAUAUGCACAUAUAUCCAUGUUUUGUGUCCGUUGUGUUAGUCCAGACGAAGCGGCUUUAGUUUCCACUGUUGCCUUCGGCCUAGCGGCGCGGCGCUAACGUGCGGUCGCACCUCGUUGGUUUUCUGACUCUUUGCUGUUCGUUCUCUCGUCGGCCGGCUCCAACUGAACGAGUUGGAAGUCGGCGGUUUAGAUCACGGACAACGUGAAAUAAACACAUUGGGACAGAAAAACAUUCUGAGAUUAUGAAGUCGUUUUAUGACGAUGAGGGCGACCUCUGCACGAGGUGAAGAUACAAGUACGCCUUUUCUUUUGUGAAGAUUAAUUCAUUCUAAUAUAAUUAAAACUGAUUGUUUUUAUAUCGGAAUAUUCAUUGUUGUUUUUUUCUCGUACCUUUUUUUUUUUUUUUUUUAACAUUAAUUUACCACUAAACUGAGGGAAUAUAAUUCUGUUGUAAAUUGUAGGGCUUUUUUCUCGUAAAUUUAGUAAUUUCCUUUCAGAAAAUAUAAGUUUUUUCUUGUUAAUUUAUCACUUUAAUCUUGGACAAUAUAGAAAUGUCUUCCUAAUAUAUGAGAGGUUUUUCUCGUUAAUUUAACACUCUAAACUCUAAAAACAUUUGUUUUUCAUCGUAGAUUUAAGUUUUAAUUUGACAUCAUUUUACAUGUGAGAGUUUUUCUUUUUUUUCUCAGAUUACCUGCGUACGUUUUAAUGAGCCCAUUUCCCACCUGCAUUGGUCCUGAUACGUGAACCUUCACUCCAUCGCGCAGCAUUACGUGUACUUCUUGUAUAUCUCGUCGGUGUUGAGUCUUCACGUCACUUCUUUACGUCGAAAUGCAACAUGUCCAAAGUGUCAUUUGCACCUUUUAAUGUACUUCUAUUAUUUUCUAAGCGUUUCUGAUUUUAAUAAAUGGAGAAUAUUUGA
Molecule: messenger RNA, 4086 nt
Organism: Cyclopterus lumpus (lumpfish)
Lineage: Eukaryota; Metazoa; Chordata; Actinopteri; Perciformes; Cyclopteridae
Gene: tbc1d23
Product: TBC1 domain family, member 23
Exons: 19
Coding region: 51-2138 (695 amino acids)
Biological process (GO): retrograde transport, endosome to Golgi; embryonic brain development
Cellular component (GO): trans-Golgi network
Source: RefSeq, a predicted model, not a curated record